Messenger RNA from Protobothrops mucrosquamatus (brown spotted pit viper), 1544 nucleotides. RefSeq names its product D-amino acid oxidase (gene DAO). Lineage: Eukaryota; Metazoa; Chordata; Lepidosauria; Squamata; Viperidae. The record is from RefSeq and is a predicted model, not a curated record. The transcript is spliced from 10 exons. Gene Ontology annotation, molecular function: D-amino-acid oxidase activity; FAD binding. Bases 1 to 1044 code for a protein of 347 amino acids.
AUGCGUGUCGCCGUGAUCGGAGCUGGGGUGAUAGGACUGUCCACAGCCCUUUGCAUCCAUGACCGCUGGCGUUCUGCUGACCGGCCGCUGCAGGUGGAGAUCUACGCGGAUGAAUUCAGCCCCGGCACAACCAGCGAUGGGGCCGCCGGCCUUUGGCAGCCCUACCUGUAUGACAAAGGAAACACUCAAGAAACGAUCUGGAACAAAGAGACUUUCGACUAUCUGCUCCAACAGGUUAAUUCACCAGAAGCCAAGGAGAUGGGGCUCUUUCUGCUCUCUGGAUACAACCUCUUCCGACAACCGGUUGCCGAGCCAUCAUGGAAACAUAUUGUCUUGGGAUUUAGGAAAUUGUCCCAGAAGGAGCUGGAGCUGUUCCCCGGCUACAGCUAUGGCUGGUUCAACACGGCCCUGAUCUUGGAAGGCAAAAGCUAUCUCGCCUGGCUUACAGACCAGUUGACCUCAAGGAGGGUCCAGUUCUUCCAUCGGAAAAUCAGGUCCUUCCAGGAGCUGGCAGCUGAAGGAGUGGACGUGGUUGUCAACUGUACCGGGAUCCGUGCCGGAGAGCUACAGAGUGACCCUGAGCUGCGUCCAGGCCGAGGACAGGUUAUCAAGGUUGAUGCCCCCUGGGUGAAGCACUUCAUCCUCACCCAUGACCUCGAAGCUGGCAUCUACAAGGAGCCCUACAUCAUCCCUGGGAGCCGUGUAGUGACCUUGGGGGGCAUAUUUCAGCUGGGGAACUGGAGUACAAAGAACAAUCCCGAGGACCAUAGAAACAUCUGGGAAGGAUGCUGCAAGUUGUUGCCCAGCCUCCAGAAAGCCAAGAUAGUCGAAGAAUGGAGUGGUUUACGCCCAUCGCGCACUAAAGUCCGGCUGGAACACGAGACCAUUCGCCAUGGGACGCUCCGAUGCGAGGUGAUUCACAAUUACGGUCACGGAGGUUUUGGGCUCACCAUUCACUGGGGGUGUGCCAUGGAAGCAGCCAAACUCUUUGGGAAGAUCCUAGAAGGCCAGAAGUUGACCAAGCCACCUCGGGCCAACCUUUGAACAAGGGCAAAGGUGUAGGACACCCGUCUGUGUCGAUCUAUUUUUCUUCUUUCCAUCUCACAAGGGGGAACUAAUCUUGCCGAAUUUGGAAGUCCAGUUCCUUAAGACUAUUUAUAACUGAGGCCCUCACUUUGAAUGUCUACACAGGGUAAAUAAGACUUUACUCUGGGGUUAGUAAGGCGUCCCAAGGUUUGUGGAGCUGUUCCAUUUUUCUUUUAUCUUGAUUUGGGUUUUUGGUACAAAAAACACCCUCGUGGAUGUUGGGUUUUAUUCAUAGGGAGGAGAUGAACAAAUGUGUUCAAGUAGAGGGCAAACAACCAUCUGAAAUAGUUAUUUUUGGAUUUUUUCUCAAGGCAGGAGGCUGCCCCUCCCCUUCCACUCUGUGGGUUCAUUCAACUUUCUCUUACGCUUUUUCUUCUCAAAUAACAACUACAUCUGCUUCCCGAUCCAUGUUCUCUUUGCUUCUGGUUUCUAGUGGAGUUGUCCUCUAUUAAAACUUA